AUUUAAUAACCUUGUACGAUGGAAAAAACCAUGGCAGUUCUACUGCUGGUAAUUUAUCACAUGGCAAUCUUUGUGGUCGCCCAACAAUCGGUCCCGUUCCCGUCAAAAGGGGGGGAUUCCUGCAACGUGGUACAAGUUAACUGCGGACCUGUUGCUUCUGGUAACGGUGAAACCGUUUCUCCAAACCACGGACUCCCUGGCCCUCCCGGAGAACGUGGCCCGAAAGGAGAUCCGGGCUUUAGAGGCUCUCCGGGAUUUCAAGGGGUUAGAGGCACAAAAGGAAUGAUGGGACCGGUUGGAUCGCCCGGAGAAAAAGGAAGUGCGGGUGAAAAGGGUCAACAAGGAAUAAAAGGUGCGAAAGGAACCGACCUCAACUACGUGAGAAUGCAAAAGUUGAUGAGUGCGACCAGCUGUCAGGAAUUGAACGAGGUCCAUGGAGUCUCAGCCAAUGGUUAUUAUCCGUUAAGAUCGAACGGUAGCGGACACCUGGUCUCUUAUUACUGUGACUUCGGAAUUUAUGAAGGCGUAUCUACUUGCAAAGAACUGGUAUCGUGGUAUGGGAUUUCGACAUAUGGUUUUUAUCGUCUCAGAAUCAACUCCACGGAACACCCGAAGUAUAAUUACUGCCCAGAAGUUUUCACCUGCGAGCAACUCAAAGCACAAGAUAGAGUUCAGAAGUCCGGGACGUACAUGCUUGGCCCAUUCAACAGCCAAUAUGAGGUCCACUGUGACUUCUCUGAAUCGGACGCGAUUACAGCAAUCCGACACGAUUCUAUGGACGAGGUGCUGAUGCCAGAAUGCGAAGCCAAAGGUUGUUACUCCAAGGUUCCCCACUAUACAAUGAGUUUGGAUAACAUAAUCAAAAUCAUUGACAACUCGAGGGAAUGCAGACAAUUUAUUAAGGCCAGAUGUGAAGGUAUGCUGUUGUUCCGAACUGAUCCUUUCGCCUGGUGGGUUUCACGGAACGGAGAGAAAAUGUUGUAUUGGGGUGGAGCGACCUCGAGAAGCAACUACUACUGCGCCUGUGGAGAAACAGGUACAUGUGCUGAUAAGUCCUUCAAAUGCAAUUGUGAUAAGAACGACGCCGUUUUAAGAACAGAUGAAGGGUUUUUAACCGACAAGACCAAACUACCCGUCAAAGAACUCAGAUUUGGCGACAUGGGAGCCGAAACCGAAACUGGAUGGCACACACUGGGCCAGUUGGAAUGCAUGGGUUGAAACUUGACGUCAAAACAAAAACUACUGAUGUGCCCUUUCCACCGCGCUUAUUCACGUUUUCGCUAUGAAAAGGCUUUGUACAAACAGCCACCGAUAUAUCUAACAAUAUGUAAGAAGAUGUUGUUUUUGUAAGAACCUAAUUUUUCCGGUUCGGCUUUGCCUAAUCAAUUUAAAAAGCUGUUAAUACAUUUUCACUCUCAUUUUUCUUCAAGUGACCCGAUAUUUAACCCCCAAAUUAUGGUGUUUUAUUCUAUUCCGUGGAAACACUUUGAUCUGACUUAUGGAACACUUUUAUCCGACAUGUAGAAACGGUUUUAUACGGUGAAUGGGAAUACUUUUAUAUGUCAUAUGGGAACACUUUUAUAUGUCAUAUGGGAACACUUUUAUAUGACAUAUGGUAACACUUUUAUUUCCCAUUCGUGUUCAUAUUAUCAAACAUUGCUUUUAAUUAUCUACCCUGCUUUGUAAUUUUUGUGGAUUGCUAGGAUUGUGAAAUCGGGGACACAUUUUACGAAUUUUCUGAAAUCGUUGUGGCUGGAGUUUGAAAAUUUUGCUUCUGAACAGGGAUAUCGUUUGUUGAAGGCCAUUGGCGUCAAUGCAGCCGUAUUAUUUUUGAAUUAUUUGGAUUCCAAAUAUGCAUUUUCUAAGAGCCAUUAUCGAAGUAUUAAGAUGUUCUACAAAAAAAAAUAUGAAGUUUUAUAAGCAUUCGUAACGCCUAGUGAAAAAAGCUUGCUUGCCAUACUUGCUCGUUUUGUAGCGCGGGCCCAUAUUUUUUUUACCAAAAUCACUAACCGGGCCCAUAUUCAAGCACGGGCACUUAUUAUUUUCAAAUUAAAAUUAUACACAAAAAUUACGGUAUCUUUGAAGACAAAUAUUUGACGACAAUAAUCCCUUUUCCAUGUCAAUUUAUUCACGUCUCAAGAGUAAUUCCCUCAUAUUACCCGUAGUUUAUAUUAUUAACAAGAAACAACAAAUCAAAAUUUUUAUUUAUUCAGCAAGUGUACCGUUAUUUUCUUCAUCAAAGCUAUCAUCCUCAUCAACACCAAGCCCGUUUUCUGCUGUAGCCUCAACGUGAGUGUUAUCUGCCAGCGCUUGUGACAAAAGCGCUUCUUAUUUCCUAUUG
Molecule: messenger RNA, 2341 nt
Organism: Styela clava
Lineage: Eukaryota; Metazoa; Chordata; Ascidiacea; Stolidobranchia; Styelidae
Biological process (GO): extracellular matrix organization
Molecular function (GO): extracellular matrix structural constituent conferring tensile strength
Source: RefSeq, a predicted model, not a curated record